Messenger RNA from Trichomonas vaginalis G3, 453 nucleotides. Its product is annotated as cyclin-dependent kinase inhibitor 2C-related family. The coding region runs from base 1 to 453 and encodes 150 amino acids. The transcript has a single exon. Gene Ontology annotation, molecular function: protein binding. The record is from RefSeq and is a predicted model, not a curated record. Lineage: Eukaryota; Parabasalia; Trichomonadida; Trichomonadidae. Gene Ontology annotation, cellular component: nucleus; cytoplasm.
AUGAAAAAUAGUAAAGCAACUGCAGAAGUUCUCAUUUCACAUGGUGCGAAUGUCAAUGAAAAAAAUGAAGGUGGAGAAACCGCACUUCAUAUUGCAGCAUGGAAUAAUAGUAAAGAAACUGCAGAAGUUCUUAUUUCACAUGGUGCGAAUGUCAAUGAAAAAAAUAAAAUUGGUGAAACCGCACUUCAUAUUGCAGCAUGGAAUAAUAGUAAAGAAACUGCAGAAGUUCUUAUUUCACAUGGUGCGAAUGUCAAUGAAAAAAAUAAAAGUGGAGAAACUGCACUUCAUAUUACAGCAUGGAAUAAUAGUAAAGAAACUGCAGAAGUUCUUAUUUCACAUGGUGCGAAUGUCAAUGAAAAAAAUAAAAUUGGUGAAACAGCACUUCAUAUUGCAACAAUGAAAAAUAGUAAAGCAACUGCAGAAGUUCUCAUUUCACAUAAUGUGAAAGAAUAA